This is a messenger RNA of Anopheles stephensi (Asian malaria mosquito), 1975 nucleotides long. It is a transcript of the gene Urod, whose product is annotated as uroporphyrinogen decarboxylase. The record is from RefSeq and is a predicted model, not a curated record. Gene Ontology annotation, biological process: heme biosynthetic process. Gene Ontology annotation, molecular function: uroporphyrinogen decarboxylase activity. Lineage: Eukaryota; Metazoa; Arthropoda; Insecta; Diptera; Culicidae. Gene Ontology annotation, cellular component: cytosol. The transcript is spliced from 3 exons. Bases 278 to 1534 code for a protein of 418 amino acids.
AUUGGGUACUGGGGGGGGGGAGCGGGACUCAGUCACGAUUACGUUUGUGCAUAUAUUUAUUUAUUUUCUUUUUCCGAGUCAUUGCAAAACGCAUUCGCCUGAUAAUCCUUGUCCUGUAGCCGGCACCGAAAAGUGGUGUUUUUUUCUUUCUUUCCUCAACAUCCUAAUCUCCCAACUCGCGGCACGAUACCGCGCGGUUGCAGCACAUACAUCAAGCAGUCAGGCCCGUUUGUGAUUUCAUCGUCUCAUUUGCGUUAUAGCUGCCAACCGAAAGAGAAUGGAAAAGCCGGCCGCUGCCUCCGCCAUGGUCGAGCCAGUUAUUCGCCCGUUCGUCGUGCGGUUCUUGUACGGAUUGUUGGCCGGUUUUGUUACGGCCACGUUGAUCGUAGCGCUAAUGGCACGGCAGGGAAUCGCACCCUUUGAAACACAGCCUCUACCGCAACCGCUAGUAGCUCGAAUAAGUGAAGGGUACGGCGAUGAUUUCCCCCCGCUGAAGAAUGAUAAUUUGCUCCGGGCAGCCAGGGGCGAACCCGUCGAUCGUGUGCCCGUUUGGGUGAUGCGACAAGCCGGACGUUAUCUGCCCGAGUUUCAGGAGGUGCGAGCCAAACAUGACUUCUUCACCGUCUGCCGGACGCCGGAACUGGCUUGCGAAGUGACAAUGCAGCCGCUACGCCGGUUCGAUCUCGACGCGUCGAUCAUCUUCUCCGAUAUCCUGGUCAUCCCACAAGCGUUGGGCAUUACGGUCGAAAUGAAGCCGGGUGUUGGUCCGGUACUGCCCGAACCGCUCGUCGGUCCGGCCGAUCUCGAACGGCUCAACCAGACCGGCACCAUUGAGCGGCUGAAGUAUGUGGGUGAAGCGAUCACCAUGAUGCGCCGGAUGCUCGAGGGCAAGGUACCACUGUUCGGGUUCACCGGUGCACCCUGGACGCUGAUGGGCUACAUGAUCGAGGGAGGCGGCAGUAAAACCAUGUCGAAGGCGAAAGCAUGGCUUGCAGACUACCCGGAAGCCAGCCAGCAGUUGCUGGACAUUCUCACCGACCAGGUCGUCGAUUAUUUGGUCAUGCAGGUGAAAGCUGGCGCCCAGAUGCUGCAGGUGUUCGAGUCCAGUGCGGACCAUCUGAGCAAGGAACAGUUCCUCUCCGUUUCGUUACCCUGCCUGAAGCGCAUUCGGGUCGAUUUGCUGCGAAAACUAGCGGACGAACAAGUUCCCGCUGUGCCAAUGGUGCUUUUCGCGAAGGGAGCAAUGCACUCACUGGCGGAGCAAGCCCAAACCGGUUACGAGGUGAUCGGACUCGAUUGGACCAUCGAUCCGGAGGAGGCUCGCAAACAGGUCGGCCCGAAUGUGACGCUGCAGGGCAACCUGGACCCGCAGGAUAUGUACCAAACGCCCGAAAAGCUGCGUGAACUGGUGCUGACGAUGGUACGAAAGUUCGGCAAGCAUCGCUACAUCGCCAACCUGGGACAUGGGAUUACACCGCAAACACCUAUCGAAAGCAUGACCGUGCUGGUGCAGGCAGUCCACGAUGCAUUGUGAUAAGCGCGCGCAAACGUGGCGCAAACGCCAUCCCUCGUGCCGCCGCCAUUCAAAGACGGUGCUUUUAAAAAUGCAUGCAUUUUGAUCAGUUUUGCAUUUGCACACAAGCAUGAUGAAGACAACAAUUAUCAACGGGAGUUGCACAAUAAUAUCACUGCCUACUUUCACUAUCUACGCCACGCCACAAACCAACAGGUGGUGAUUGAGAAAUGGUAGUAGAGCUAGUUAGUAGCCAUCGUUAUCACUUCGAACGUAGCAAAGCUCGUUCGUAUGAAAAACAUGUGUAGAGGGCUCAUAUGUCUGGAUAAGGGAGUAAAUUUGCGUAUUGUUUUGUUAUUAUUGAUGAGGGAAGAGACAUUUUGUAAUGCCAAUAAAAUAGUCUACAGAUGUUAACUCAUCUUAGAAUACAAAAACACGCCAUCGUUUGUGCUCUUAAUCCAA